AUGGGAAAGUUGGGUGUGAUAUGGAUUCUGAUUUUAUUUAUAGUUUAUAUUGAUGCAGGAGGCACCGGGGAUAAUGGAUCAAACAGUAGAAACGGUAAUGAAAAUGGGGAACGUAAUGGGAAUGGUGAGUUUAAUGGAGAUGGUGGUAUGACAAAUGGAGGUGGUAUGACAAAUGGAGGUGGUAUGACAAAUGGAGGUGGUAUGUCAAAUGGAGAUGGUAUGAAAAAUGGAGGUGGUAUGAUAAAUGGAGGUGUUAUGACAAAUGGAGGUGGUAUGACAAAUGGAAAUGGUAUGACAAAUGGAGGUGGUAUGCCAAAUGGAGGUGGUGGAGGUGGUAUGACAAAUGGAGGUGGUAUGACAAAUGGAGGGGGUAUGCCAAAUGGAGGGGGUAUGACAAAUGGAAGGGGUAUGACAAAUGGAGGGGGUAUGACAAAUGGAGGUGGUAUGAUCAAUGGAGUCGGUAUGCCAAAUGGAGGUGGUAUGAUAAAUGGAGGUGGUAUGACAAAUGCCGGUGAUAUGCCAAAUGGAGGUGGUAUGACAAAUGGAGGGGGUAUGACAAAUGGAGGUGGUAUGAUCAAUGGAGGUGGUAUGUCAAAUGGAGGUGGUAUGACGAAUGGAGUUGGUAUGUCAAAUGGAGAUGGUAUGACAAAUGGAAGUGGUGUGCCAAAUGGAGGUGAUAUGAUAAAUGGAGGUGGGAUGACAAAUGGAGGUGGUGGAGCUGGUUUUUCAGAUGGAGGUGGUUUGGCAAAUGGAGGGGGUAUAACAAAUGGAGGUGGUAUAAUCAAUGGAGGUGGUAUGACAAAUGGAAGUGGUUUGACAAAUGGAGGUGGUCUGCCAAAUGGAGGUGGUGGAGGUGGUAUGCCAAAUGGAGAUGGUAUGAUAAAUGGAGGUGGUAUGACAAAUGGAGGAGGUAUGCCAAAUGGAGAUGGUGGAGGUGGUUUUCCAAAUGGAGGUGAUAUGCUAAAGGGAGAUGGUAUAGUAAAUGGAGGUGGUAUGACAAAUGGAGGGGGUAUGCCAAAUGGAGAUGGUAUGAUAAAUGGAGGUGGUAUGACAAAUGGAGGUGGUUUUCCAAAUGGAGGUGGUAUGCCAAAUGGAGAUGGUAGAGGUGGUUUACCAAAUGGAGGUAGUAUGCCAAAUGGAGAUGGUAUGAUAAAUGGAGGUGGUAUGACAAAUGGAGGUGGUUUGACAAAUGGAGGGGGUAUGACAAAUGGAGGUGGUAUGACAAAUGGAGGGGGUUUUCCAAAUGAAGGUGUCAUGACAAAUGGAGGUGGUCUGCCAAAUGGGAAUGGUGGAGGUGGUAUGCCAAAAGAAGAUGGUGGAGAUGGUUUUCCAGAUGGAGGUGGUUUGACAAAUGGAGGUGUUGGAGGUGGUAUGACAAAUGGAGAUGGUAUGACAAAUGGAGGUGGUAUGCCAACUGGAGGUGGUGUGAUAAAUGGAGGGGGUAUGCCAAAUGGAGGUGGUAUGACAAAUGCCGGUGGUAUGCCAAAUGGAGAUGGUUUCACAAAUGGAGGGGGUUUGUCAAAUGGAGGUAGUAUGAAAAAUUUAGGUGGUAUGUCCAAUGGAGGGGUUUUUUCAAAUGGAGGUGGUAUGACAAAUGGAGGUGGUAUGAUCAAUGGAGGUGGUUUGCCAAAUGGAGAUGAUAUGACAAAUAGAGGUGGUAUGAUAAAUGGAGGUGGUGAAACGACGCAACCAACUGAAGGUUAUCAUCCAGUAAAACGAAAUAGAGGUGGUAAGCCACAUAUGAAAGGGAGAUCAAGAUCUGGUAGAAGAUGGGUUCCUGAUCCUGACAGUUGGGAUUUCAGUUCCGAUAGCUCUGAUGGUACAUGGAGGUCAAACACAGUACGUGGUGGUCGCAGUUCAAGUAGCUGGGGUAGUGACAAUGGUUGGGAUAGUGAUAGUGACGGAAAUCAUCCAGCUAGCAAUAACAGGAACAAAUUGGUAUCAACAAUUAGAUAUGAUUCUGAUAGUAAUUUGUAUAGUGAUCGAUGGGAUAGUGACUCGGACAGUAGAUUUACAAUAAGAAAAUCAGCGAUGAUAACUAGAGCACCUAAAAGUCCGGUUGGAGUUCGAAACAAUGCUCUAGGCAGUGACUCGGAAUGGUAUAGUGAGGAUUCCAGUGACAUAUCAGAUGAUUUGUAUAGUAUUACAAGUGAAGAAUUGGACAGUAAAAUAAUUAACAAGAAUGGAGGUAAUAAACAGAAUAACAUUAGUAAGGCAGUAUUAAGGCCAAGGGGUGAUUCCGACAGUGAUUGGUAUAGCAGUGAAGAAUGGGAAGACAAAAGGAUUAAAACAAAUGGAAAUAAUAAUAAUAAUUAUAAUAAUAAUAAGAAUAAUAUCAAGGCGGGAAAAAAGGCGAGGGCUCAUUUUAGUGAUUCAGACAGUGAUUGGUAUAGCAGUGAAGAAUGGGAAGCCCAAAAGGAUAACACAAAUGGAAAUAAUGAAAACAAAAAUAAUAUCAGGGCGGGAGAAAAAGCGAGGGCUCAUUUUAGUGAUUCCGACAGUGACUGGUAUAGUAGUACUAGCGAGGAAUGGGACGACAAACUAAUUAAGAAGAAUGGAAAUAAUAAAAAUAACAAUAAAUAUAUCAAGUCGGAAGUAAAGAAGAGGGCUCAUUCUGGUGACUCCGACAGUGACUGGUACAGCGACGAUUGGUACAGCGACGACAAAGACGGCAGAAAUAAUGAUAACGGCGACGAUUGGUACAGCAAUGACAAUGAUUUAUGGGAAAGUGAUAGUUCCGAACGAAAUUUUAAUCCGAAAACUGCAAAUCCCACCAAAGUUCCGGGGAAUGGAAAAGUAGUAAUACCGAAAACGAUUCUUUCCGAGGGAUGGGAAGAUGAUGAUUCAGAUAUGGAUGAUUGGUGGGAGGAUAAGGGAAGAGCAUCAAACAUCGUUAGACGGUUGAAUACUCCAAAUUUAAGAAGUCGUACUGCUUAA
Messenger RNA from Mytilus trossulus (common blue mussel), 2937 nucleotides. RefSeq lists its product as uncharacterized. The record is from RefSeq and is a predicted model, not a curated record. The transcript is spliced from 2 exons. NCBI's taxonomy places the organism in Eukaryota, Metazoa, Mollusca, Bivalvia, Mytilida, Mytilidae. The coding region runs from base 1 to 2937 and encodes 978 amino acids.